Erythranthe guttata (spotted monkey flower) is the source of this 1938-nucleotide messenger RNA. NCBI's taxonomy places the organism in Eukaryota, Viridiplantae, Streptophyta, Magnoliopsida, Lamiales, Phrymaceae. The record is from RefSeq and is a predicted model, not a curated record.
AUGGGGCUGGCCCUUGUUCUUACCGCUCGGAAGUUAAGACCGUACUUCCUGUCACAUUCGAUAGUAGUAAGAACCAAUUUCCCUUUAAAGAAAACGUUGGGCCGGAUGGAUGUGUCAGGCCGGAUGGUUAAAUGGGCGGUGGAGUUAGGCCAGUUUGAUAUUGAGUACGAGCCCCGCACGGCCAUUAAGGGGCAGGCCCUAGCCGAGUUCUUGCAAGAAACAAUACAAAGAGAGCAGGAAGCCGAGUGGAAGGCCUUUAUAGAUGGGUCAUCGAACCAGGCCGGAAGUAGAGCGCGGAUCAUGCUGGUAAGCCCCACGGGUGAAGAAUAUGAGUACGCAGUCAGGUUGACCUUUCGGGCCUCAAAUAACGAGGCGGAGUAUGAAGCCCUGAUAUAUGCCCUCCAGCUAGCCGCGGAAGCAGGGGCGAACUGCCUAGAGGUAUAUUCAGACUCCCAGCUGGUGGUCCAGCAGAUGAAAGGGAUAUUCGAGACGAAAGACGAAAGGAUGGGAGACUAUUGCGACAAAGUGAGGAAACUGUCCGCUGGUUUUCGUAGGAUAACCCUCGAACAAAUCCCGAGAAGCGAGAAUGAGAGGGCCGACUUCUUGGCUAGGGUCGGAAGCUUAUCUACCGAAUGCGAGAGCAGGAAAAUAACUAUCCUCCAGGGUCAUCCCCAGAAAUGCGAGGAGGUGGCCGUCGCGAGCGCGGCAGAUGAUCGGCGCACCGAUAUUAUCCGAUGUCUCGGAGGGUACGAGCUGCCUUGCCGACGCGAGCAGAACAAGUUGGUGGCAAGAAGUAGAGGUUUUUGUUUAGAUCGGGGUUUAUUAUACAAGAGGGGAUUCACAAGACCCCACUUAAAAUGUCUAAGCAGAGCAGAGGGAGUACGCGCGAUCAGAGAGGUGCACGAAGGCUGCUGCGGAGACCAUGCAGGGGGAAGAAUGCUAGCCAUGCGGCUGUUGAGGGCGGGGUAUUUCUGGCCCACCAUGCGGAAGGAUUCGAUUCAGUUUGUUAAAGCCUGUGAUAAAUGUCAGAGGUAUGGACCUCGGAUACACAUGCCGGGAGAAGAGAUGACUAUAAUGGACGCCCCUCGCCCCUUCCUGCGAUGGGGGAUAGACAUCGUCGGGCCAUUGCCAAUAGCAACCGGGCAAAUGAAGUUUUUGGUAGUCACCAUUGACUACUUCUCCAAGUGGGUUGAAGCGGAGGCCGUGGCAAGAAUCACGGACACAGAAAUCAUGAGAUUUAUCUGGCAAAAUAUAUGUUGUCGGUAUGGAAUACCGAUGGACCUCGUCUCGGAUAACGGCACCCAAUUCAAUUCAGCAAGGAUAACAAGAUGGUGCAGCGGCCUGGGGAUAGGUCAAAGAUUCGCAGCAGUGGCCCAUCCGCAAGCGAAUGGGCAAGUGGAGGUAAUAAACAGGAUUCUGAUGGAAGGCAUCAAAAAGCGAUUAGAGAAGUCGAAAGGCAAUUGGGUAGAGGAGCUGCACUCUGUCAUAUGGGCACACCGAACGUCGCCCAAAGAAGCAACAGGAGAAACCCCGUUCGCUCUAGUUCAUGGCUCAGAGGCGGUGAUACCACUUGAGAUCGGCAUCCCGUCCAGUCGAAUGCGGGAGCACAGCGACACCAGAAAUGACGAGGGGUUGAGAAUGGAGUUGGAUUUGAUCAUGGAAAGAAGGGAACAAGCCGUGGUCCGGAUGGAAGCUAACAAGGAAAGAAUCAAGAAUGCGUACGACAAAAAAGUAAGGAAAAGACUAUUCCAAGUAGGAGAUCUGGUGCUUAAACAAGCAGAUGCCUUGAAAGCCGUAGGGAAGAUGGAACCCAACUGGGAAGGGCCAUACAUAAUAAAAAAGGUGCUGAAAGGGGGGGCAUACGAGUUGGCAAACGAAGAAGAAAUGAAGCUUCCACGACCAUGGAAUAUAGGACAUCUUAAAAAAUACUUCACGUGA